AUGAUGAGUGCUGAUUAUUCUGUUUUGGUGGAGCUGCGAAAUAAAAUUGUAGGAGACGAUUUAUUUAAGAGAGAUGUGAUUUUGAAUGAGGCAUUAACAAAAGAAAUUCUAGAUAUUAGAAUAGAAGAUGGAUUAGUAGAAGAAUCGAGUUUAAAACUCGAUAUAAUUUACUCGAUUUUAUUUAUUAACAAGAAUGUAAGAGCAAGUGUCCUCCAAGGAUAUAAAAUUUUCACAACUACCUAUAUUGAGAAUAUUAGGGUUAACAUAUUUAUGAAUCGAAAUACAUUGGAUAAUAUAGAUCAAGUUUUAUUUUAUAAAUUGUUCAAAAUUUAUACUGUUUUAUUAAAUGAUCAUUACCUGGAUAUUCAUAACCUAUACAAGCUCAAUAUGAUAUUACAAGAUGAAUUAGAAAAAUACGUAGAUAAGUGUUACAUAGGAAACAACCCAAAGGAAAUCGAUUUCUGUAUAUUAAAAGAGAUAUUAUCCAUUUUUGAGGCAUUCUUUCGCGGGAUAGACCCGAGAGAAGAGGGGGUUACUGAUCACUUCGAUAGAUAUCGUUUACAAAGCAGUUUAGUAAAAUCAUUAGUGUCCCUCUUUGAUAAAUAUUCGAGUAAAAUUAAUUUGAAAUAUAGUUUAAUCAGAGAGUCAAUCGGUCAAAAGAAUAGGAAAGUUGAAUUUCUUUUUGAUGAAAGCGUUUUGAAAUAUAAUAUAAAUCAGAAUAUCAACACAUUUAAUUUUACGGCAGACUUCAUGAGAAUAUCGGAUACACUAGACAGAGAACUUUUAAUACUUGGAUUGAAAUUAUAUUCAGGUUUAUUUGAUGACAAUAUAGAUCAUUCUAUUAAACCCCUAGGGCUAUUCAGGUCUGUUGAUUUUACAAUUUUUAUUAGAACUUUAUUAUCAAAUAAUGACAUUGAAUUAAAGUGUGCAUCUCUAAAUUAUCUACUGAGACCUUUUAUUUUAUCAUCUGAGUAUAGAAAAGAUUUUAACAAUAUUAAAUUACUAUUGCCUCAUAUCUUUGCAACAUUAGAUUUUAAUUAUUUACCAUGUUGGUGCGACCCACUGGAACUUUUGUAUUCAUUGAUUACUAAAUACAAUAGUAAUUCCAUGAAUAAUCCAAUUAUAACCUAUUUGGGAGAAUUGCAUUUGUUUGAAGGAAUAUUACAAACUUUUGAAAACUGUUUAAAACUGGAAAGGCAAACAGAAUCAUCUUACAAAACUCUAAUAUCGAUUUUAAAAAUAAUGGCAUCUGUUUCUUUGAAUAACAGCUCCUAUAGAACACUCAUAAUGAAAAUUGAUAAUUUACUAUUAUACGUUGAAUCGGCAUUAGACACACACUACGAGCUAACUACAGAAUUCAUUAACAAUAAAGGUGAUAUUCAAAAAAUGGUAGAUCACAUUUCAAGUAGUAGCCAAAUAGGGAAUCAUAAAACUUCAUUACCAAGAAUCAAAGAUAUUGAGUUUUCCCUGGCAUGUCUGGAGUUAUUAAAAUCUAUAUCAAGAAGUACUAUUACCGUAAGAACAAAUUUGAAGAGAAAUGAAUUAGCUAUUUUAUUGUUAAAAUUGGUACAAAAUUCACAUAUACUUAUAAAAUCGUGUUCAUUUGUAGGAAGAAAUAUGUUAAUUGAUGAACUGAAUAUUAUGAUUGCAACAUUAGGUAUAAUUGCUAAUUUGGUUGUGGAGUUUUGUAGUUUACAAACUUGCAUUAUGAAAAAUGGAAUUCUUGAUAUUGUUAAUAAAAUUUUAACCAAUCCAACCUUUACCGAAAAUAACGCCUGGCUAGAAGUCAAUGGAUCUCAGUUACCAAUAAAUCUAAGGGAAAAUAUUAAGGAAAAUUCAUUAUGGAUACUUAAGAAUUUGAUCUAUAAUGCUAAGAAUCAAGCUAAGUUGAGAUUACUAAAUAUCAUCUCAACUGAAACUAUAUUAAAUUAUGUAAAUGAUCCGUCUAUGGCUGUCCAACAACAAUGUUUUGAGUUAAUUAAGAAUCUGACUUGUAACUCACGGAAAAUUAUCAACAUAUUGUUAAACCAUUUUAAGGAAGAUGAAAUCCAAACGGAAAACGGCUCUGUAAACUCAGAAGGCUCAAUUUAUUUUUUUGAGUUUUUGUCAUAUAAAUUGAGACAACUAAAUGUAAAAGAUCAGCACCAAAGUAAGAUAUUCGAAUCAAUAUUAUACAUCAUUGUAAAUAUAUCAGCGGUUCAUGAAAAUAAGAAGGAACUAAUAAUAAACGAAGAUGAUUUAUUACAAAUAAUUUGUGAAAUUCUAAGGGAAACUGAGGAUGAUAAGGAAAAAUAUAAUAAUAAUUCAGGAUUUAAAUUAGCAUCUUUAUGGAUUUUGAAUAAUUUAUUGUGGAAUUCAAGUAUAUCUCAGUAUACUGCAUACAUUCUACAAGAUGAUCAUAAUUUGGAGAAAUCGAAUACUGAAAUUAAUGAAGGAGUUACAAGUGUAGCUAAUGAUAGUGUUUCUCAAAUCUCUAUGGUUUCUAGAGAUUUAUACAACGAACGCGAGGGUCAUAGUGAAAGUGAAACAAACAGUGCCAGUAGGAAUAACUCCUCUCCUUCUUCUUUGUCAAAUACCAAUCAUGAGACAUCCUAUUCAGAGAGAUACGAAAGCAGGUUUGACGGUACUAACGAAGAAGAUAGGGAAAUUGAUGAAGACAUAGAAAUGUCAACAUCAAGGAAUUCUACGAAUGAAGGAAGCCGUAGGACAUUGAAAACGCCAGAUGAGAGUGAAAUGGUUGACGACCACAAUGAUGAAUUUGUACGAACUGGUGAUUCAAGUGAUUUUCCAUCAAAUCAAUUGAAACAAGAUAUGUUAACUAAAAGAUGUAAAAAAUUAAUCUCAUUAGGAUUAUAUUCUCUCGUAAAACAAAAUAUUUUCGAUAAAUCAAUAUCAGUGAAGGAAAAAUCAAAAUCAUUAUUAUAUCACAUGGAUUUUUUACUAAUGGAGAAUUCUUAA
Molecule: messenger RNA, 2958 nt
Organism: Tetrapisispora phaffii CBS 4417
Lineage: Eukaryota; Fungi; Ascomycota; Saccharomycetes; Saccharomycetales; Saccharomycetaceae
Gene: VID28
Product: glucose-induced degradation complex subunit VID28
Exons: 1
Coding region: 1-2958 (985 amino acids)
Biological process (GO): proteasome-mediated ubiquitin-dependent protein catabolic process
Cellular component (GO): GID complex
Source: RefSeq, a predicted model, not a curated record